AGUUGCAAACCGAAACGUAUGCGUGUUUGAGGCGUCUCUGCAUUUUGGACAUUGACAUGGACAUGGCAGAAGCCAGCAUUUCAUGGGUUCAGGAUCAGUUCAGCUGUUCAAUCUGUCUGGAUCUACUGAAGGAUCCAGUGACUAUUAACUGUGGACACAGUUUUUGUAUGAGCUGUAUUACAGCCUGCUGGAAUCAGGAGGAUCAGAAGAGAGUUUAUAGCUGCCCUCAGUGCAGACAGACCUUCACUCCAAGACCUGCUUUAGGAAAGAAUGUGAUUCUUGCUGAGAUGGUGGAGAAACUGAAGAAAACUAAACUUCAGACUGAUCGAGCUGCUCCCAGUUAUGCUGGACCUGAAGAUGUGGAGUGUGACGUCUGUACUGGGAGAAAACGCAAAGCUAGCAUGUCAUGUCUAAUGUGUCUUGAAUCUUACUGUCAAACUCACUUUGAGCGACAUGAAGGCUUUCACACUGGAAAGAGACACAAAGUCACUGAAGCCACUGGAAGACUUCAGGAGAUGAUCUGCUCUCAACAUGACAGACUGCUGGAGGUUUUCUGUCGUACUGACCAGAGAUGUGUUUGUUAUCUGUGUACGAUUGAUGAGCAUAAAAAUCACGACACUGUAUCAGCUGCAGCAGAGAAACAGAAACUAUUGGAGGACAACCAGAGAAAACACCAGCAGAGAAUCCAGAAGAAAGAGAAGAAGCUUCAGGAUCUCAGAGAGGCUGUGAAGACACACAAGCGCUCUGCACACACAGCAGUGGAGGACACUGAGAGGAUCUUUACUGAACUGAUACGCUCCAUUAAGAGAAGACGCUCUGAGGUGAUACAGCUGAUCAGAGAUCAGGAAAAGACUGCAGUGAGUCGAGCUGAAGGACUCUUGAAGGAACUGGAGCAGGACAUUGAUGAUCUGAGGAGGAGACAUGAUGAGAUGGAGCAGCUCUCACACACAGAACAUCACAUCAGUUUCCUACAGAGUUUUCAGUCUCUCUCAGCAUCACAUGGACCUACGGACAACAUCGUCUUUUGUUCUCUCCUCUCUUUUGAUGAUGUGGGGAAAUCUGUCUCCCAACUAAAAGAAGAGGUGGAGGAUGUCUUUAAAAAAGAGAUGGAACAUAUUUCUGACAGAGUUUCAGACAGUUACAUUGAAAUGUCCACCACUGAACCCAAAACCAAGAUGCAGUUCAUACAAUAUUUCCGUCAGCUCUCUCUGGAUCCAAAUACAGUACAUAAAAAUAUCUGUCUGUCUGAAGGGAACAGAGCGGCUACUUACACUUACAGAGUCCAGCCGUAUCCUGACCAUCAUGACAGAUUUGAAUAUUGGAAACAGGUGUUGUGUAGAGAGAGUGUGUGUGGACGCUGUUACUGGGAGGUCGAGUGGAGUGGUUGGGUGUAUAUAUCAGUGUCGUAUCAGAGCGUCAGUAGGAAGGGAAGAGGUGAUGAGUGUGGAUUUGGAUAUAAAGAUCUGUCCUGGAGUUUGGACUGCUCUCUCUCCGAAUGCUCAUUCUGGCACAAUAACAUAGAGACUGAACUCCCAGUAGUGUCCAGUUCUUCUAGAAUAGGAGUGUAUGUGGAUCACAGUGCAGGAAUUCUGUCCUUCUACAGCGUCUCUGACACAAUGACCCUCAUCCACAGAGUCCACACCACAUUCACUCAACUUCUCUAUCCUGGGUUUUGGUUAGCUGAGGCUUCAACCGUGAAACUUUGUGAUUUAGGAAUGUAAAAGAUACAUCCUUAGAUGCUUAGUCUUAUCUAAAACAAUCUAGUUUGAUAAAUAAAUUAUUCUUAUCAAAUUUGAGAAGGAGAUUUUUGUCACACACUGCAAUGUUCUUUCAUGUGUGAUGCUUUAGUUCUUGAGUUAGUUGAUGUUUGAAGUGCUAUUACUGUUAUUCAUUUAUAACCAUACCAAACUUAUCAUCAUAUAUUUGAUAAGUUUUGUAAAACGUUUCUUUAUAUUUCUUUGUUUAAAUAAAUCACUUCAUUUGUUUAAAAUUGCUGUACAAGUUUGUAUCUCAAUAACGCUAUCCAGAGCUUCCAGUCCUCAGUGACAUAACUUUUUCCAUUUGACUUUUCACCCUGAUUUUAGGUGGUUGUUAUCUGUGAAUAAUGUACCAUGGAUGUUUUAACUGGCCAACCAGAAUCAACCAUUCCAGAGCACUGUGUAAAAAAAUAUAAUAAAUCAGUGAUGAUAAUAAACCCCAUUGUCUUUAAAACAAUGUUAAUUUUCAAACAGUGAAAUGCUGAUGGUCACAUUCUAACAGUGUUUUUUGUACUUUAACUACAUUUCUUAAGGGAUUUUGGCAUUGCUAAGGCAAAGAAUGAGAAACGUACAAAUUCAGUCAAUUAGAAAUGGUCAUGAUGUUCAUACAAAAUUAAAAAGAUCUCAAAUAUGAAUCAGGGACUUUUGGUUUUUUAUUAUCUUUACUUUUGAAACACACAAAACAGUAACAAUAAGGAAAAUGUAAGGUUAAAAUGAAAGGUGUAAGAUUUGAUGGAGGGCGUUAAGCAAGCAGGUGCUUUCAGCAGGUAGGAUCACCUGUGAUGACCAGUUUUCAGGCGUUGUGUUUAGUGAGGGAAAGUGAUGCUUUGGUUUCAUAGCUCUUGUGCAGAAGCCUCGAAUGAGUAAAACGCUGACCUCAGUGGAGGAUUUGACACUUACAUUCAUUUUGUUUUUUUUACUCUAAAAGCAAAAAAAUUAUGUAUAAAAAUAAAAGUUCUCUUUGUAAUACUGACACCUAGUGGACAUUCAGUGU
Triplophysa rosa is the source of this 2751-nucleotide messenger RNA. Its product is annotated as tripartite motif-containing protein 16-like protein. The transcript has 6 exons. The record is from RefSeq and is a predicted model, not a curated record. The coding region runs from base 57 to 1721 and encodes 554 amino acids. Gene Ontology annotation, molecular function: protein binding; zinc ion binding. Lineage: Eukaryota; Metazoa; Chordata; Actinopteri; Cypriniformes; Nemacheilidae.